UCUCUCCUGUGUUGUCUGAUCGAAGGAAAAACCAAAGGGGAAGAGAAAAGAAGGGAGAAACAAAAGCGACUGAUUCUUGAAACCAAAGGAAGCCCCUUUGAAAUCCUUGACCCACCAACACCCUUCCCCUCCGUCAAACUUCACCAUCGCCACCACCACCACCACCCCCACCCCCCAACCACCACCCUUUCCCACAACCCAACUCACACCCUUUUUCAUCAAGAGAGAGAGAGAGAGAGAGACGCACACGCACGCAUUCCAGUCCCGAGAUCAAGAGAGAGAGAGAGAGAGAGACCCACCUACAGUAUACCCCGCUACAAAGUCGAGAAGGGUCGAGAGAGCGACCACCUCCGGCAAUGAAGCUCUCCGCGUUGCCGCAGAGCUACAUGAACCGGCGGAACAACAGCUUCCGGGGCCCUUCAGCGCCCUCCGACUCCUCGCCGGACGGUGCCAUGAAGUCCCCGGCCGCCAUGUUCUGGCUGGUCCUCCACGGCCUCUGCUGCCUCAUCAGCCUCGUCCUUGGCUUCCGCUUCUCCCGCCUCGUCUUCUUCCUAGUCUUCUCCACCUCCUCCACCGCCCCCACCACCACUAACCUCUUCACCGCGUCGCCCCUCCGGCAGGCGGCAGAGAUCUCCGGGAAUCUGGAGGUUCGCUCCUCCCCGGUCGCCGCGGGCGGGGCUCUGCUCGUCAACAAGACGGUGCCGCGGGUGGUGGUCGGGAGGCAUGGGAUCCGGAUCCGGCCGUGGCCGCACCCCAACCCGGUCGAGGUCAUGAAGGCGCACGAGAUCAUAGAGCGGGUGCAGAGGGAGCAGCGAGCCCAGUCCGGAGUGAAGAACCCGAGGGCGGUCAUCGCCGUCACGCCGACCUACGUAAGGACCUUCCAGACGCUCCACAUGACCGGCGUGAUGCACUCGCUCAUGCUCGUGCCGUACGAUUUGGUUUGGAUUGUGGUGGAGGCCGGCGGGGCGAGCAACGAGACCGCGUCCAUCCUCGCCAAGUCCGGGCUGAGGACAAUCCACGUCGGGUUCGACCAGAGGAUGCCGAGCACCUGGGCGGAGCGGCACAAGUUGGAGGCGAAAAUGCGGCUUCACGCUUUGAGAAUUGUGCAAGAGGAGAAGCUGGAUGGAAUUGUGGUGUUUGCGGAUGAUAGCAAUAUGCACUGCAUGGAACUCUUCGAUGAGAUCCAGAAUGUGAAAUGGAUCGGCGCUCUUUCGAUAGGCAUUCUGGUUCACUCGAGCACAAUGACGGAUGAGUCCGAGUCGUCAACGAUUCAGCAAGUGGCGGAAGAGGAAAAUUGGCCGGUGCCUGUGCAGGGUCCGGCUUGUAACUCGUCUAAUAAGCUGGUCGGUUGGCACACCUUCAAUACACAGCCUUAUGAGGGGAAGGCUGCAAUUUACAUAGACGAUCGAGCUACGGUGUUGCCGAGGAAGUUGGAGUGGGCAGGAUUCGUACUGAACUCUAGGUUGGUUUGGAAGGAUACGGAGGAUAAACCAGAGUGGGUGAAUGAUCUAGAUUCGCUCGACGGGGUUGAUUAUGUCGAGAGUCCCCUGUCCCUGGUGAAAGACCCUUCUGUUGUGGAGCCGCUCGGAAGCUGUGGCCGCCAAGUCAUGCUCUGGUGGCUUCGCGUUGAAGCUCGUUCAGACAGCAGAUUUCCUCCUCGAUGGGUAAUUGACCCUCCUUUGGAGAUCACUGUCCCAUCAAAACGCACACCAUGGCCUGAUGCUCCUCCAGAGCUUCCGUCCACUGAAAAAGCAAUGAACAUCCGAGAUAACCAAGUGGUGAAGCGUCCAACAAAAACUCGAUCAUCCAGAUCAAAGCGGAGUUCUCGGAGUAAGAGAAAGCAUGAGGCGAGAAUAGCGGAGACAGAGAUCAGAGGAAAGCAUACUGAUCAAAAUUGAACCAUGCCAUGAAGGAGUUCAAUAUACAGAACAUCAACAACGUCCGAUCAUUGCAUGUAAAAAGUUUGAUUAUUCCUGGGUGCGCACAGAGAAGCAUCCGUUAAACGAAAGCAGAGUCGAUGAAGGGUGCCUAUUUUUUCAUUAUUUUCAUAUUUUUUUUUUCCUUUUGGGUGAAUCAAUAUUCGGUUUUGAGCUGUAAUUUGCUGUAACCCCGGCUGCCUGGGAAAUACUUUUGUUGACCUGCAGCAUCAAAUGCAAUACAUGGGCUCUAGAGAUAGGAAGUAUACAAUUGUUUUACCUUGUCGAAUUUUCAUAGAAACGACAGUUUUGUAAUAAGUUUUCCGCGAGAUUGUCCUUCAGAUGUCGAAAAGGCUACACGAGACUUCA
Molecule: messenger RNA, 2285 nt
Organism: Rhodamnia argentea
Lineage: Eukaryota; Viridiplantae; Streptophyta; Magnoliopsida; Myrtales; Myrtaceae
Product: beta-1,4-xylosyltransferase IRX14-like
Exons: 3
Coding region: 357-1898 (513 amino acids)
Biological process (GO): glucuronoxylan biosynthetic process; plant-type secondary cell wall biogenesis
Cellular component (GO): Golgi membrane
Molecular function (GO): galactosylgalactosylxylosylprotein 3-beta-glucuronosyltransferase activity; xylosyltransferase activity
Source: RefSeq, a predicted model, not a curated record